This is a messenger RNA of Coccidioides posadasii C735 delta SOWgp, 1559 nucleotides long. RefSeq lists its product as uncharacterized. The record is from RefSeq and is a predicted model, not a curated record. Lineage: Eukaryota; Fungi; Ascomycota; Eurotiomycetes; Onygenales; Onygenaceae.
CUUGAACCCAUUUCAACAUUCGGCAGGCCGCAUUAGUUCUCUUGAAGCCAUAAACUGAAUAUUCCCCUGAGGCAACUUUUCACCUUGCCGCAACCACCACUGAUCACAUCCUGUUGAAAUCCGUAAUCUUGAUUUGUCUAGUGGAUUGUGCUCUUCUUACAUUUGCUCUCUCUGCUAGUCCCUCUCCACCUUCCAAAGCUCUUAUUCAAUGGCUUUCAGCAAUAUUUAUGGUGACUACGAAGUGCGCAUGCCAAUGACUGGCUUAGCAGAAGUUUAUCUAGGCCGGAGCAUGACUACAGAGAGAGCGGCUUUUUUGAAAAUUGGGAGCACACCAGCAUGUGUAACAAGCCUUUCAGCCGAAGCACGAAUCCUUUGCGACCUUGCAGGCGUGCCGGGAGUCCCCUAGCUGCUUUGGUCGGAGACGGUGCCUGCACAUACUGUUAUUGUCACCGACGUCUACAGGCCUACGCUUGGGGCAAUCUACAAGCAGGCUGGUCGCCGGCUUGGGCUGGAUUUGAUCCUGUCCCUGGGGGAGCAGUUGCUCUCGCGACUAGAGUGGAUCCAUUCCCGGUCAAUCUCGCACGGAAAUCUCACCCCGGAAGCGCUAGCUAUGGUGGGGAGGGAAAGCUGGCAGAGCCAUCAACUUUUCAUCACUGACUUUCAGUGUGCCAGAAGAAUCGAUGAGCCGUCAGCCAUCUGGCCGGCACAGCAGGCGGACCUUAAGGCGCUGGGAGCGAUUCUUAUCUACCUCCUCGGUUCUUGUGGCUCGUGGGACGAAUUCCAAAAAGAGGGGGAUCCCAGAGGGUGCUGAGAUUCCAGCACUAAUCACCACGUUCUGUGAAUGUGUUGCAACAGCCAACCCCCGGGACUACUCUGCCCUGCAGAGACUCCUUCAGGCGUCUCCCCUGGAUCUCGGCAUGGGAUUCAUAGGCCAAUGGGAGUCUGAUAAGGCUUCACGGCGGCCUGCGCUACUCUACGACGCCCUUCAUUUGCAGGUGGAGAAAAUUGGAAAGGAGAUAUGUCUCCGUGCUGAUGACGCUCCGGGUCUGAAGCUGCUGCGCUCGCUCUCGGAGGUCAUGGAGUUGUACAUGAGUAUCCUGCUUCAAAAGCGGAUGACACGACAGCAUCUCCUGCCAAAACCCUACGACCUUCCAAGCCGUCUGUGGAGGGAUUUACGGUGGUACUUGGCUGCUGUGGCAGAUAUGACGGUGGAAUUUCUGAAGGUGGUUAUCGAAAUGAUUUAUGGUUUCAUGGCAGCUCUGUUUGAUGUUGUCCCCUGCUACAGACUACAAUAUACAUAUCUGGUUGGGCAACCUAUUACUUUGGCUGAUGAAAGAGGAAGGGUGGACACUGACAACACGAAGAAGGAGGCUUUGAAAAGGGCAAAAUGGGGGUGGCAGGAGCAUUACAAUACACUAGAGGUGGAGCUGAUGCCCAUGAGCUCACCUCAGAUUCUUUCCUAAUAUCUGUCGUGACCAUUUCUCCCGUUUCUUCCUCUCUGAACCCUCGCUGGACGGGGACCCAAGUUGUAUUUGAACCACGUCAUGUUAGAAUAUCAG